Messenger RNA from Ananas comosus (pineapple), 790 nucleotides. RefSeq names its product 16.9 kDa class I heat shock protein 1-like. The record is from RefSeq and is a predicted model, not a curated record. Gene Ontology annotation, biological process: response to hydrogen peroxide; response to salt stress; protein complex oligomerization. The transcript has 2 exons. NCBI's taxonomy places the organism in Eukaryota, Viridiplantae, Streptophyta, Magnoliopsida, Poales, Bromeliaceae. Bases 31 to 567 code for a protein of 178 amino acids.
AAGCUGAACCAAAAACGUUUCUUUGCGACCAUGUCUUCGCUUAUACCGUGGGUGGGGGGCCGUGGUGUGUUCGACCCGUUCACAACUGAUCUUUGGGACCCGUUUGGGGCCACCACCAACUUGUUAUGGGACGUCGGCCGCAGCGGCGGCGGCGUCGGCGACGAUCCCGCCGUCCUCGCCUGCGCCAACGUCGACUGGCGCGAGACCGACCGGGCCCACAUCUUCGUCGCUGAGCUACCCGGGGUGAGGAAGGAGGACGUGAAAGUGGAGGUGGAGGACGGGAACGUGCUGAAGAUCAGCGGGGAGCGCGUCGAGAAGGAGGAGCAGAAGGGCGAUACGUGGCACCGCAUGGAGCGGCGGAGGGGCGCCUUCCUCCGGCGGUUCAGGCUCCCCGACGACGCAAAUCUCGACGAUGUCAACUGCACCCUCAAGGAUGGCGUGCUCACCGCCGUCGUCCCCAAGAAGGACACCGCCCAGGCCCGCAAUGUCCGGGCCAUCAAAAUUUCCGAAGGCGGGAUAAUGCAGCAGCAGCAACAGCAGGAGCAGCAGCAGCAGCAGCAGCAGUAGGAGUGGGAUUAAUGUGAUGCAGAAACAUAUGUACAUGUGUGCGCUAUAUAUAUACAUAUAUAUAGUAGUUGUAUAUGGAUCUGUAAUAGAAUUUUGUUAACUUCAGAGAGUGCCUGGUUCAGGAGAUGGAGGAGUUUGCAUGUGUAUAUGUUAGAUUAUGGGGUAUUGUAUGCAUGAAGGGAGAGAAUGGUAUGAGCGUCCUGUUUUGUAAGUUGUUAUCUUU